AUGAUGAAGCAUUGGUUCCUGGUCUUCAGCUUUCUUUCCUCGGCAUUGGCGUUUUCUCCCGCCCUCCACGCGUCGACCGCUCGAUGCAGCCAUGAGUUGAAGGCUCACGACGACGACGACGACACUGCAAACUCGAGAAGAGACUUUUUGGCGGCAGCUUCCUUGCUGCUUUGGCCUACGACAGCCUUUGCCGAUGACGAUGCCACUGCAACGAUCCACAAGGUAGAUUAUCCCGUGGAUGGCAAGUGUGGACAAGCCGAUGUUCCUGAAAAGGUGGUUGGAUUGGUCAAGACUUUUGGUGGAUUCAAGGACGGAUCUUGCUCCACAGAAGGAUACACGGCCGCACAAGGAACUGCCAGUGGCACUGGUGAAAAAGAUUCCAAGAGAACCUAUGACAUUUACGAAAAGUAA
This is a messenger RNA of Seminavis robusta, 411 nucleotides long. The record is from the annotation of a GenBank genome assembly. NCBI's taxonomy places the organism in Eukaryota, Bacillariophyta, Bacillariophyceae, Naviculales, Naviculaceae.